This is a messenger RNA of Raphanus sativus (radish), 1377 nucleotides long. Its product is annotated as anther-specific proline-rich protein APG. The record is from RefSeq and is a predicted model, not a curated record. Lineage: Eukaryota; Viridiplantae; Streptophyta; Magnoliopsida; Brassicales; Brassicaceae. The transcript is spliced from 5 exons. Bases 107 to 1255 code for a protein of 382 amino acids. Gene Ontology annotation, cellular component: extracellular region. Gene Ontology annotation, molecular function: lipase activity. Gene Ontology annotation, biological process: lipid metabolic process.
UUGUAUAAACACACAUGCAAAAUAGUAUCAUUAGUAAAAUUCCAUCUUUGUUUUUCCUUGUUAGAGAAGCCUUUCCUUUUUUUCAGAGAUUGAUAGUUGUAGAACUAUGAAACAAUAUAAGCUGCUUCGAUUUAUUUUCUUUCUCUUAUCAUCAUUUUGUAUCUUUUUAGUGACGACGACCCAUUCCCAAGUGAUCCACCACCGACGACUGUUGCCAUGGCUAACACAAGAAUUUGGUCCAGGCCCACCACGUGAUCCAUCACCACAUAACCCAGCUACACCGGCAGUGUUUUACUUUGGUGAUUCGAUCAUCGACACGGGAAAUAAUAAUAAUCUAACAACAGAAAUGAAAUGUAAUUUUCGUCCCUAUGGCAUGAAUUUUCCUACGGGAGUUGCCACCGGGAGAUUCAGCGAUGGAAAGGUCGCUACUGAUUAUAUAUCCGAAUAUUUAGGACUAAAGCCGAUUGUACCGGCAUAUUUAGAACCCAACGUACAACUAGAAGAACUUCUCACUGGCGUAUCAUUUGCUUCGGGUGGUAGUGGCUAUCACUAUUUAACAUCCAAAAUAUCAAGGGUGAGGUCACUGUUGGAGCAGUUGACAUAUUUCGAACAAUACAUAGCGAGGGUAAAGAGGUCACUAGGGAAAGAUAAGACUGAUCACUUAUUAGCCAAGGGCUUAGCCAUUGUGGUCGCAGGCAACAACGAUCUGCUUAUUACAUACUAUGGUCAAGGGGCUCAAUCGCUCAUAUACGACAUUCACAACUUUACAUCAAUGAUGGCUAAUUCUGCCGCUAGUUUCGUUAUGCAAUUACAUGGAUAUGGAGCAAGACAAAUAGCAGUGAUAGGAACACCACCACUUGGAUGUAUACCAGCGCAAAGAAGCAUAAAGGGAGGUCCUCAUAGAGACUGCGCUCAAGAACUAAACUAUGCAUCUCAGCUUUUCAAUGCCAAACUCUUCAUCACGUUGGAUCGAUUGAAUCAGGCCCUUCCAAAUUCAAAUAUCUUCUACAUCGACAUCUACUCUCCUUUCAGUGACAUCACAGAAAACUCACAAGAUUAUGGGUUUGAGGAAAUAAAGAAAGGAUGUUGUGGAACUGGACUUUUUGAAGCAGGUAUACUCUGCAAUCGACUCACAACAGAUGUGUGCUCCAAUGUAUCUGCUUACUUAUUUUGGGAUAGUUUCCAUCCUACCCAACGAUUCAAUAAAAUUGUAGCCAAAAAACUAAUUGAGAGAUACAUCCACCGUUUGAAAUAAAAUGUAACACUGUAUGCUUUUCGUUAUACUAACGCAAUAAAGCUAUAGAUGUCUAAAGUCGUUGUAAAUCACUCUAUUGGUGUAAAUUGACUCUAUUAAAAAUUCCAUCACUGUUUAUAGUU